UGAUUGUGACGACAGCGCAUUUUGAGUCAGAAUGUCUGAAAUAUCAACUGCGCAGGCAUCAUUCCCUUGAACCAUUCUUCCACAAUUCUCAGCGACCUCAAGAUCAGAUACAACGCCUUACAAGUGGUCACUGAACAUCAACUGCCACCUACGAAGAAUCACUGAAAAUCAUGGCCGAAGUGCAAGAAGCACCCCAAGCCCCUCACGAACGCAAGCCGCGCAAAUCCGUAGCCUUCAGCGGCGAAGACACAAUCAUGGACGAAGCCGGCGAGAUCUCAGAAGCGCCCACAAACACGGCGGAGGACCAACCCACAGCCGAGAAACACUCAUCCUCCCCCGAAGACAAAGCCGUCGAUGAAGUGACCGACAUGUUCGCUGGACUCAACAAGAAAAAGAAGAAAUCCUCCAAACCCAAGAUCGAAGAUGGUGCGACCGCCGAUGCAGAUGCCCCAGCCCCUGUCGACGCCGAAUUCGACCCGACAGCCUUGAAAAAGAAAAAGAAGAAGUCCACCAAGAAAGUCGACGGCGAGGACUUUGCAGCCAAGCUAGCAAGCGCCGGUCUUGAUGGCCCCGGUGAAGAUGGCGAGCAGCCGUCCACAACAGAAGAACAACAAUCAGGCGACAUGACCGCCGGCACGGGCAUCUGGUCGCACGACUCCGGCGCCCCAAUCUCCUACGAUCUCCUCCUCAAGCGCUUCUUCCAACUGGUCAACGAACACAACCCAGACAUUCUGUCGUCGGGCAGCAAAUCAUACAAGAUCCCUCCGCCGCAGUGUCUGCGUGAAGGCAACAAGAAGACCAUUUUCGCCAACAUCGCUGAGAUCUGCAAACGCAUGAACCGGAACGACGAGCACGUCACGCAGUUUUUGUUCGCUGAAUUGGGUACCUCGGGUUCCGUCGACGGCAGCAAGCGUCUGGUCAUCAAGGGUCGAUUCCAACAGAAACAGAUCGAGAACGUGCUGAGACGGUAUAUCGUCGAGUACGUGACGUGCAAGACGUGCCGGUCGCCCAAUACAGAGUUGUCCAAGGGAGAGAACAGAUUAUAUUUCGUCACGUGCAACUCUUGCGGUUCAAGGAGAUCGGUCACGGCCAUCAAGUCUGGUUUCACGGCACAAGUCGGCAAACGUAAGAGGAUGCAAGGUUAGAAGUGUGUAUGUGUAUAUGUGGCUCGGAGUGGAUGAUAUGUGGAACAGACGGAUUGUAGAGGCAACGAUCCUCAAGAUCACAUCUGUCUUGGAGAAGAAGAGGUUCGCUGUUACUACGACUCAUUGGGAGUCACGUUCCCGAGCCGGCCUCAAAUAUGGUUAUUAGCAUCAUGCAGGAACGAAGAGCGAGACCUCAAACAAUCAAUGAAUAAGAAUUGUCUCUGAAACGCCA
This is a messenger RNA of Exophiala viscosa, 1377 nucleotides long. RefSeq names its product translation initiation factor eIF-2 beta subunit. The record is from RefSeq and is a predicted model, not a curated record. Gene Ontology annotation, cellular component: eukaryotic translation initiation factor 2 complex. The transcript is spliced from 3 exons. Gene Ontology annotation, biological process: formation of translation preinitiation complex; translational initiation; formation of cytoplasmic translation initiation complex. Gene Ontology annotation, molecular function: translation initiation factor activity; translation initiation factor binding; mRNA binding. The coding region runs from base 171 to 1145 and encodes 324 amino acids. Lineage: Eukaryota; Fungi; Ascomycota; Eurotiomycetes; Chaetothyriales; Herpotrichiellaceae.